CUGUUAUGUAUUGGAUAUACGGCGGGGCACUUACUAUUGGAUCAGUAUUUCAAAGCUUUUAUAACGGGAGUGUUUUGGCCACCAAUGAUGUGGUCAUUGUUUCCGUUAACUAUAGGGUCGGACAGUUAGGCUUUUUAUAUGGUGGCGAUCAGACAACACCCGGUAAUCUGGGAUUUUAUGACCAACUGUUAGGACUGAAAUGGGUUCGAGAUAAUAUUCAUCAAUUCGGUGGAGACAAGGAUCAGAUCACUAUAUUUGGUGAGAGCGCCGGCAGUUGGUCCACAUCGGCACACCUACUCUCACCCCUAUCUAAGGGUCUCUUUAAGAGGGCUAUUGUCCAGAGCGGGACUGAAAUGUUUCAUAAGGAUAGACCAGUUUUGGGAACUGUAGAGGCGUUGAGUAAAGCCAAAGAAACGGCCCGUAAAUUGGGUUGUGAUCCGUAUGAACACAAAUGGUUGGACUGUUUGCGAACCAUCGAAAACCCGGACCUAUUUCUUGAGCCGACUGAGGCUGAAAUUGGUUUUGAUGUGGAUGUGAUGGCCGGUGCGACCAAAGACGAGGGUCAUAUUCUAGCCGUCAGUCAUUUCCCACAAAUGAGGUCUGAGUUCAAUAAAAACAAAUUUCACGAAUUAAUAGAACUCCAGAGAGAGAUCUACCAUAACAUAGACGUCCAGAAAGUGUCCGAUUAUUACCUCCAGAAUAGAGACCCCGAAAAUCCUCAUGACUUACAGCAAGCUUUCGGGGAACUGUAUGGCGAUAUGUUGAUAGUGUGCCCCACCUAUGGGUUUGCCAAGAGAUUUGCCAAAAGUGGUCGAGACUGUUGUCGUGAAUACGAGUUCGGGUGGAGUGAGGGGACAGACACUGAAUGUUGUGAAUCACAAAAUCAAUCANGAGUGAGGGGACAGACACUGAAUGUUGUGAAUCACUUAAUCAAUCAAUUCUUGAAUAUACCUUAUGCUGAGCCCCCGGUGGGCCCACUCAGGUUCAGUCCACCACAACCACUCAAAACACCUAAAAAAGUUCGAGAAAAUAUUCAUCAAUUCGGUGGAGACAAGGAUCAGAUCACUAUAUUUGGUGUGAGCGCCGGCAGUUGGUCUGUAUCGGCACACCUACUCUCACCCCUAUCUAAGGGUCUAUUUAAGAGGGCUAUUGCCCAAAGCGGGGCUGUAAUGUUUCAUAAAGAUAGACCAGUUUUGGGAACUGUAGAGGCGUUGAGUAAAGCCAAAGAAACGGCCCGUAAAUUGGGUUGUGAUCCGUAUGAACACAAAUGGUUGGACUGUUUGCGAGCCAUUGAGGACCCGAACCUAUUUCUGGAGCCGACUGAGGCUGACGUUGCUUUUGAUGUCACGUGGCCUGUAUUUGGCACUGAAUUCCUACCCCUUUUACCACAAAAGGCUUUUGAAACUAACGAAUAUAAUUCCGAUGUGGAUGUGAUGGCCGGUGCGACCAAAGACGAGGGUCCUAUGCUAGCAACGAUGCUGUUCCCACAAUUGAGGGCUGAUUUCAAUAUAAAGAAAUUUCACGAAUUAAUAGAACUCCAGAGAGAGAUCUACCAUAACAUAGACGUCCAGAAAGUGUCCGAUUAUUACCUCCAGAAUAGAGAUCCUGAAAAUCUGCAUGACUUACAACGAGCUUUCGGGGAACUGUAUGGCGAUUUGUUGAUGGUGUGCCCCACUUAUGGGUUUGCCAAGAGAUUUGCCAAAAGUGGUCGGGAUGUCUAUUUUUAUAGAUUUAAUUACCAGACAAAUAGUUUUGCAAUGUUUGGUUGCGAUGAACAUACCAUAUGUCACGGCGCAGACAUCGCCUAUGUUUUUGGUGAACCCGUUCAGAAUCCACAGAAGUUUACGGAAACGGAUUAUGAUUUCAGUUUAGAUAUCAUUAAAAUAUGGACUAAUUUUGCUAAAAAUAUGUAA
This is a messenger RNA of Oppiella nova, 1913 nucleotides long. Lineage: Eukaryota; Metazoa; Arthropoda; Arachnida; Sarcoptiformes; Oppiidae. The record is from the annotation of a GenBank genome assembly.